Macrosteles quadrilineatus (aster leafhopper) is the source of this 1011-nucleotide messenger RNA. Its product is annotated as putative nuclease HARBI1. The coding region runs from base 1 to 1011 and encodes 336 amino acids. The record is from RefSeq and is a predicted model, not a curated record. The transcript has 6 exons. NCBI's taxonomy places the organism in Eukaryota, Metazoa, Arthropoda, Insecta, Hemiptera, Cicadellidae.
AUGAAGAAGUGUAACAAGAUUGCGAAUGUUUGUCUCACACGCAACAGGGUUAGCAAUGCAAGCGAGAAUGCUUACAAGUUAAAAUCAAAUAAAAUUGAUGUUGAAGAUGAUAAUGACAACGUUCAUGAGGUUUACGUGAUGGGGACACCUGGGGGGCUAUUUUUGAAAACGUUUGAAGAUUACGACAGAGGACCUGUCGUUUUCAACAACAGGCUGUCGCCGUGGGAUCUGCAAGAUAGAAGAUUUGUAAAGCUGUUUAGGCUUACAAAACCUCUUGCUCGAGACCUUUGUUAUGAGCUAGAGCCCAGACUGCCAGUAGCACAUCGUUCCAGUGCCAUUCCAAGUGACAUAAGAUAUCGCUAUCCUGGCACUAUUGGUGCUAUUGAUGGCACUCAUGUUGCCAUAACUUCUCCGCCCAAAAACGAUCCUGAGCAUCCAGAACAUAUUAUUUAUGUUAACAGAAAGAAUUUCCAUUCUAUUAACACUCAGAUAAUAUCAGAUUCUGAAAGAAAGAUCUUGUCCAUUUGGGCAAGGUUCCCAGGAAGUAGCCACGACGCCUUUAUUUGGCAUCAAAGCCAUGUCAAACGUCACCUAACCCGCCUUUAUCAUCAGGGUUUAAGGAAUACAUGGUUAAUAGGUGAUAGUGGCUACGGCUUGGAGCCAUUCCUGAUGAAACCGUUCGAAAAUGCCAGGGAAGGGAGCCCUGAGGAUCAGUUUAACAGAAGCUUGAAAAGAGCCAGAGCUUCUGUUGAAUGUACCAUUGGCCUUUUGAAGAACCGUUUUCGUUGCCUCUUAAAAGCACGAACCUUACACUACUACCCCCCUGUAGCUGCAAAAAUAAUAAAUUGUUGUGCAGCUCUUCACAAUUUAUGCAUUGACAACAACGUCCCGUUGAUCAUUAACAAUGCAAAUUUGAUCAAUGAUGAAAUUGUACCUGAUGACGUUGAACCAAUUAUUAAUUAUGAAAGAGCUGUAGCCAUAAGGAACAGAAUUGUUCAAACUUACUUUUAA